This is a messenger RNA of Vicugna pacos (alpaca), 4423 nucleotides long. NCBI's taxonomy places the organism in Eukaryota, Metazoa, Chordata, Mammalia, Artiodactyla, Camelidae. The record is from RefSeq and is a predicted model, not a curated record.
UGAACAGGAGGCAUUGAACUCAAUCAUGAAGGAUCUGGUGGCCCUCCAGAUGAGCCGACGUCCCCGGGUGCCCGGAUAUGAGACCAUGAAGAACAAAGACUCGGGUCACCCAAAUAGGCAGAGUGACGUCAGAAUCAAGUUUGAGCACAACGGGGAGCGGCGAAUUAUAGCAUUCAGCCGGCCUGUAAGAUACGAAGAUGUGGAGCACAAGGUGACGACAGUGUUUGGGCAGCCUCUUGAUCUACAUUACAUGAACAAUGAGCUCUCCAUCCUGCUGAAGAACCAAGAUGAUCUUGAUAAAGCAAUUGACAUUUUGGAUAGAAGCUCAAGCAUGAAGAGUCUUAGGAUAUUGCUGCUGUCGCAGGACAGAAACCAUACCAGUUCCUCCCCCCACUCCGGGGUAUCCAGGCAGGUGCGAAUCAAAGCUUCCCAGUCGGCGGGAGAUAUAAAUACCAUCUACCAGCCCCCCGAGCCCAGAAGCAGGCACCUCUCUGUCAGCUCCCAGAAUGCUGGCCGAAGCUCGCCUCCCCCUGGCUACGUGCCUGAGCGGCAGCAGCGCAUUGCCCGACAGGGGUCCUACACCAGCAUCAACAGUGAGGGGGAGUUCAUCCCAGAGACCAGCGAGCAGUGUAUGCUGGAUCCCCUGAGCAGUGCUGAAAAUUCCUUGUCAGGAAGCUGCCAAUCCUUGGACAGGUCAGCAGACAGCCCAUCCUUCCGGAAAUCACGAAUGUCCCGAGCCCAGAGCUUCCCAGACAACAGACAGGAGUUCUCUGAUCGGGAAACUCAGCUCUAUGACAAAGGGGUCAAAGGUGGAACCUACCCCCGGCGCUACCACGUGUCUGUGCACCACAAGGACUACAACGAUGGCAGAAGAACAUUUCCCCGAAUACGGCGACAUCAAGGCAACCUGUUCACCUUGGUGCCCUCCAGCCGCUCCCUGAGCACGAAUGGCGAGAACAUGGGUCUGGCGGUGCAGUACCUGGACCCUCGAGGACGCCUGCGGAGUGCGGACAGUGAGAAUGCCCUCUCUGUGCAGGAGAGGAACGUGCCGACCAAGUCUCCUAGUGCUCCUAUCAAUUGGCGCCGGGGGAAGCUCUUAGGCCAGGGUGCCUUCGGCAGGGUCUAUUUGUGCUAUGAUGUGGACACAGGACGCGAACUUGCUUCUAAGCAGGUCCAGUUUGACCCAGACAGUCCUGAGACUAGCAAGGAGGUGAGUGCUCUGGAGUGUGAGAUCCAGUUGCUGAAGAACUUGCAGCACGAGCGCAUAGUGCAGUACUAUGGCUGCCUGCGGGACCGCGCCGAGAAGACUCUGACCAUCUUCAUGGAGUACAUGCCAGGGGGCUCAGUGAAAGACCAGUUGAAGGCCUAUGGAGCUCUGACAGAAAGUGUGACCCGAAAAUACACCCGGCAGAUCCUGGAGGGCAUGUCCUACCUUCACAGCAACAUGAUUGUUCACCGGGACAUCAAGGGAGCCAACAUCCUCCGAGACUCUGCUGGGAAUGUGAAGCUGGGGGACUUUGGGGCCAGCAAGCGCCUGCAGACCAUCUGCAUGUCAGGCACGGGCAUGCGCUCAGUCACCGGCACACCCUACUGGAUGAGCCCUGAGGUGAUCAGCGGUGAGGGCUACGGAAGGAAGGCAGACGUGUGGAGCCUGGGCUGCACCGUGGUGGAGAUGCUGACAGAGAAACCACCUUGGGCAGAGUAUGAAGCCAUGGCCGCCAUUUUCAAGAUUGCCACCCAGCCUACCAAUCCUCAGCUGCCCUCCCACAUCUCUGAGCAUGGCCGGGACUUCCUGAGGCGCAUCUUCGUGGAGGCCCGCCAAAGACCUUCAGCCGAGGAGCUGCUCACACACCACUUUGCACAGCUCGUGUACUGAGCUCUUAAGGCCACGCUGCUGCUGGCUGUCCCCUGCUGCAAGGGCAGGGGGCUGCUGUGGGGCUCAGCAGUAUUGCUGCUUCUCCCAGGCAAGGCUGUGGACCAUGGAGCUGCAGUCUAGCCAGCGUUGUCCGUGCCCUUCUGCUACUGGGGCUCAGAGCCAGGUGGGGUGGCUGCAGCCUUAAGGACUGGGAGCCCCCAGCCUACCAGACCCAAGAGCACCGGCGUCCUAAGCUCAGCGUGGAGGGGAAGGGGCUAGGAACAGUGUUCAAGGCACCAUGGGCCCCUCCCUCGGGGCUGUGUCCUGACAAUGCAGUCAGCACCAGACCCCAGAGGAGGGUCUGGGGGCUCAGGAUGGACACGAGGGUCAGAAUAGUGUUACUUUCAUUCAGAGUGUUAUUUUGUUUGUCCUCCCCAUAUCUGGAGACCAUCAGGGCAUCUCUGGGCUGGAUAGGCCCACCCAAGCCUGAGGUAAAGUCCAGCAUCCCGCAGCCCAUGGAAAGCAGAGGCCUGGGCCACAUGCUCCCUGGAGCCCCCAGGCCAGCUUUGCCAGUCCUAGUCCUUUACCAAAGAUGAAUGAAGCAAAUGUUAUGCUGCCUUAUUCAGGGAAGGAGGAGCCUGUCCUGCCUGCCCCCAUGACCCUGACCAUCUCCCCUCACCCUCAAGCAGGGGCCUGAGAUGUGGAACUGCCCCCACUGAGGGGGAGACCCAGUUUUGUCAAUGCAGUUGUCUCUGUUUUACAAGUUGGAGUCACUCUUAUGCUGUACCCAGUUUCUAAACUGGAGAGUUCGUGUGCCCUCUGGGCUGAGUACCCCUGCUGUGGGCUUGGGCCUUGGGCCAGAUUGGAAAGAGCUGAAGGAAGGUAAGGGCUUUUGUGCUCCUUGUCUGGCACCUUUCCCCCCAAUGGAGCAGAAAGAAAGAUGGACAACACAGUGAAGGCAUCUGAGCCUGCUGGCCACACUGAGUGGGCCAUUCAGGACAGCCAGGGGAGUCGUGUUAGGCUGGUUGUCAGUCGUGACUUGCUAGGCUGGAGAUCUGUCUGGUAGAAGGGAGAGCCUGUAUGAUGCCACCAACUGUGUCCAAAACCACCAGCUCAGUUCCUCCAUGGCCACCCUUGCCCAUCACCACGAGGUCUCAGCCUCUUUCCCUUCUAGCUCCUGUAGGGGAGGAAUGGCAGCAGGGGCCAGGGAGUCAGAAUCUCCAAGCAGCUUAGAGUUGGCCUUAUUUACCUCAGCCUGGGGCGCUGGUCCUUUCUUCCGGCCCCUCCCCUCCAAAAUGUGCCUAUUGCUAGAGCUCUUCCCUCUGAACACCCAGUUUCCUUGGGAGUUGUCAUUAAGGAAAAAAAAAUGCCAGUGCCCAGGGAUGACACGUGUCUCCAAGGAGCUGGGGAUUAGCUCCAGGCAGCUCAUUGCCAGCCAUGCCCACUCCCCCAUGGGCACCAGAACAAGCCAAAGCCUUCGUUGUAUGUUGACGAUGCACUUUUAUGAAUGUAGUUUCUAUCGCUGUUUUUAGCCUUUUCACAUCAUGUAAUGUGAGGCCUUGUACUUGUUAAUUUAUAUCUCAGAUCAUAUUUGAUGGUUUAUAUAUAUAUCAAUUCUAGACUGUUACAGGUGAUGGACGCCUCAAGAGAGAGAAGAGAAAAUGAAAGCAGCUGGUUUUGCAGGAAUGUGUGUUGCACGGUGCCAGAUGGGCCUGGGCCCUGUUUCCAUCCUCUUCCCCCAGGGGCCUAUCAGGCACCCCCAGCCCAGCCCUCUGAAGACAGUGAGCAUGUGCUCCUACCUCCACCUCGGCUCUUGCCCAGGGUGGGGACCGGCCCCUCAUCUCGACCAAAGCUGCCAGAUGGCAGCUCGGCCUCUCCACAACCCCGUCCUGACGGCUGUAGCACUCUUCUUGGGCCCACACUCCGUCCCCAGGCCCCAGCCCCCAACAGGAAACAGAGCGUGGUGCCGGCACUGUCAAGAUAAGACAACUGUGUGUCCCAGGUUCAGGCUCUCACAGAGCCCCACCCACCCCGGGGCCUUACCUCACAGGGAAUGUUUUAAAAAAUGAUUUUGUAAACAAGCCAACAAACCCUGCACUCCAAAAAGAACAAAAGACCCUGAUUUUUUUGUGCCAAAAACUGUGGACAUGCUGGCUCAGCAUCCUCAGGACCAAGCUGUUGCUUAAUUUUAAUUUAUUGUUUUUUUUAUUAAAUAAUCCAGAUGACGUUAUGGGCCUAAGAUGGCCUGGCCCAAAGCUCUGAAGGGCAGUCUCCUAGCAGCCCCAGGCUGGCUGUGGGAAGGGCCGUGCCACCAUUUGCUUGUCAUUCCGUGGGGGAUGUCGGCCUUGGCCAACCCAACACGGAGAGGCCAGGGCCGGGGACAGUCCAUACUCCACCGCCCUCCUGCCCCUCCUGCCCACCCCAGCUCUGUGUCUGUGUCUGAAUUGUGGAUCGUGCAGAAGAACCUGCAGCCAUAGUUAUUUGACUAUAUCUCGACCGAGGGCUUGCAGUGCAAAGCCAGGCCAGUGUCGCGCAUUACUUACAAUAAAAGGGAUCAUUUAUACCUGA